CGUUGGGGGAAGGAUAGCAGACCGAAUCAAUGGCUACGACGAUGCUUACCUCAACUCCACAGCGAGAGAGAAAGCAAAAAAUUCAUUAAAAAUCUCAGAGAAGAGAAAAGCCCCUCACCUCCUCUCAUCUCUCAAUCAACAAGGUAAGUAGACCAAACCAAGCUUCUAGCUUUCUUCUCCUCCAUAGAUUUUGUAUGGGCUUCGUUUCUCUGAAAUUUCACUUUUUCACUUAAACCCAUCUCCAAGAUGCAAGCUUUAAGCUUCUUCGAUUCAAAAGGGGCCUCUUUGGUUACCAGUUGUUUUGAUUCUGGCAUAAACCCUUCUUUUAUUUCGAGGAGAAGGAAAAAGGGUCCGUUUGUUAGUAGUAGCAGUUUUCAGAAAUCCUAUGUUUCAACCAGCAAUUUCGAUUUGAGGAGUCAAAAUCAAAUUCUAAGACAUGGGUUUAUUUCAAUUGGUGUUAAAUCUCACGUUUAUGGACCAAAGAAGGGAUCUUUGGGUAGGUCGCUUGCACUGCCUUUGGCAUUAGAGCAAGAGGUUGUCGGGUGUCAAAAUGUUGAAGAAGUUUCAGACUUAGAUGUGGCUGAAAGUGAUGAGAUAGUCAAUGGAAAAGAGGGCGAACGUGACAAUGUUGCACAACUGGAAGAGGUGAACGAGAGGAAUGAGAGUGAAGUGGUUGAGAAAGGGAGGGUCGAUGUUCGUGCAUUGGCUAAGAGCUUGUAUGAUGUGAAAACUGCAGAUGAUGUCGAAGAAUUGCUCAAGAAUUCGGAAGAUUUGCCUCUUCCUGUUUAUUCAUCCAUAAUCAGAGGAUUUGGAUUCGAGAAGAGAGUAGAGCCUGCAUUUGCUCUUGUUGAAUGGCUGAAGAGAAAGGAGGAGGAUACCGAUGGUGCCAUUGGGCCGAAUCUUUUCAUCUAUAACAGCCUCUUAGGUGCUGUAAAACAAGCUGAGCAAUUCGAAAAGAUCGAUGGGAUAAUCCAAGAAAUGAAAUCACGAGGAAUUCUUCCAAAUAUCGUGACCUAUAAUACUUUAAUGUCAGCUCAUUUAGAAAAGGGACAUCCUAAUGAGGCACUUUCUGUACUAAAUGACAUCCAGAAGAUUGGCCUGUUGCCAUCUCCCGUUACCUACUCAACUAUUUUACUAGCUUAUAGGGAGUUGGAAAAUGCAAGUGGUGCUAUCGAGUUCUUCGUCAAGUUGAGAGAGGAAUACGAGGAGGGAAUUUUAGGUGAAGAUAAGGAUUAUGAUUGGGAUGCUGAGUUUUCUAAGCUUGAAAAAUUCACAAUUCGAAUUUGCUAUUUAGUAAUGCGCCAAUUUCUUGUCAAAGAAGACAAUCAACCAACCAAUGUGUUUAAGGUUCUUAGCGAUAUGGACAAGGCUAGGAUUAAACCAGGGAGAGAGGAAUGCGAGCGAAUAAUUUGGGCAUGUACUCGUGCAGACCAUUAUACUGUGGCUCGAGAGUUAUAUCAAAGGAUACGAGAAAUGGAUAGCGAAAUUAGCUUAUCAGUAUGUAAUCAUGUUAUAUGGCUAAUGGGUAAAGCUAAAAAAUGGUGGGCGGCUUUAGAAAUCUAUGAAGACCUCUUGGAUAAAGGGCCUAAGCCAAAUAACCUAUCUUAUGAAUUGAUCAUUUCUCACUUCAAUAUUCUACUUACUGCUGCAAGAAAAAAGGGAAUUUGGAGAUGGGGAGUUCGGCUAAUCAACAAAAUGCUUGAAAAAGGAUUAAGACCUGGAGCUAGAGAAUGGAAUUCUGUUCUUGUUGCUUGCUCUAAAGCAUCAGAAACUUCUGCGGCCGUGCAAAUAUUUAGGAGAAUGGUCGAGCAAGGGGAAAAGCCUACUGUUCUCUCGUACGGAGCAUUACUUAGUGCUUUAGAGAAAGGAAAGCUAUAUGACGAAGCAUUAAGAGUUUGGGAGCAUAUGUGCAAAGUUGGUCUCAAGCCAAACUUGCAUGCAUACACUAUUUUGGCAUCGGUUUAUAUUGGAAAAGGAAAGCCUGAGAUGGUGGAUUCUGUUCUCCACGAGAUGACUGAAGUCAGAAUCCUACCAUCUGUAGUAACUUUCAAUGCUAUAAUUACUGGGUGUGCGAAGAAUCAAAUGAGUGGUGCUGCUUUUGAGUGGUUUCACCGUAUGAAGGCUCAAAAUAUUAAACCAAAUGAUAUUACUUACGAGAUGUUGAUUGAAGCACUUGCGCGUGAUGGGAAGCCAAAACUAGCUUAUGAGAUGUACUUGAAGGCUCGAAAUGAUGGGCUACAUCUUUCUUCAAGGGCUUAUGAUGCUGUUAUGGAGUCAUGUCGGUAUUAUAAUGCAAGCUUAAACAUGAAUGCUUUAGGACCACGGCCAUCAGAGAAGAAGAAUGUGAUAAAGAUUAGGAAGAAAUUAACAGACUUUUGUAACCUGGCUGAUGUCCCGAGGAGAAGUAAACCCUUUGAUGAGACUGAAUUAUACACUUCACAGAUGCAAGAAAGAUAGUUGCAAAGUGUGGCUACAUUUACAAGGAGUCCAUUUUUGAUGUUAAAUCUGUAAGUUAAAACAUGCAUCAUGAUUAUCUUCAAUCCAAAUACAUGUAUACUGAGAAUUGAGAAAUGAAUUAAUUACUAUAAAUUACAAUCUUCCAAAUUUCCUAA
Molecule: messenger RNA, 2612 nt
Organism: Asparagus officinalis (garden asparagus)
Lineage: Eukaryota; Viridiplantae; Streptophyta; Magnoliopsida; Asparagales; Asparagaceae
Product: pentatricopeptide repeat-containing protein At3g46610
Exons: 1
Coding region: 247-2457 (736 amino acids)
Molecular function (GO): protein binding
Source: RefSeq, a predicted model, not a curated record